AUGGCUACGGACAAGAUUACUUUCCUGACCAACUGGCACGCUACCCCGUACCACGCCCCCCUCUACCUCGCUCAGGCCCGUGGUUACUUCAAGGAUGAAGGACUUAAGGUUGCCCUGCUGGAGCCCAAUGAUCCCUCCGAUGUGACCGAGAUCAUCGGUAGCGGUAAAGUCGACAUGGGCUUCAAGGCCAUGAUCCAUACCCUGGCGGCCAAAGCUCGCAACUUCCCGGUGACAUCCAUCGGCUCUCUCCUCGACGAGCCCUUCACCGGCGUUGUGUACCUGAAGUCCAGCGGAAUAACCGAAGACUUCCGCUCCCUAAAGGGCAAACGCAUCGGCUACGUCGGUGAAUUUGGCAAAAUUCAAAUCGACGAACUCACAAAGUACUACGGCAUGACAACCGACGACUACACCGCCGUCCGCUGCGGCAUGAACGUAACCAAAGCCAUUAUCCGCGGCGACAUCGACGCAGGCAUUGGACUCGAGAACGUGCAAAUGGUCGAGCUAGCCGAAUGGCUAGCCGAGCAAAACCGUCCCCGCUCCGACGUCCAGAUGCUACGUAUCGACCAGCUCGCCGAGCUGGGCUGCUGCUGCUUCUGCUCAAUCCUGUACAUUGCCAAUGAUAAGUUCCUGGCUGAGAACCAGGAGCGCGUUGGCAAGUUCAUGCGCGCUGUGAAGCGUGCUACGGAUGAUGUCUUGGCUGAUCCUAAGGGUACUUAUGAGGAGUACGUGGAUGUUAAACCGAUUAUGGCUACUCCUGUCAACCGCAAGAUCUUUGAGCGUUCUUACGCGUACUUCAGUCGCGAUCUGAAGAAUGUUGCUCGGGACUGGGAGAAGGUCACUCGUUAUGGAAAGCGCCUUGGUAUUUUGGAUGAGAACUUCCAGUCUAACUAUACCAACCAGUACCUUUCAUGGACGCUGGAUGCUGAUUCUACUGAUCCUACUGGGGACCAGAAGCGAAUGGCCAAGCUUCAGGAAGAGGUUGCCGCUAAUGGUGGCUUCCAGCGUCUUGGUGUUGCUGCCUCGGCCUAG
Messenger RNA from Penicillium longicatenatum, 1029 nucleotides. RefSeq names its product NMT1/THI5 family protein. The record is from RefSeq and is a predicted model, not a curated record. Gene Ontology annotation, biological process: thiamine biosynthetic process. The coding region runs from base 1 to 1029 and encodes 342 amino acids. The transcript has 3 exons. Lineage: Eukaryota; Fungi; Ascomycota; Eurotiomycetes; Eurotiales; Aspergillaceae.